AUGGUUAACUUAUCUCUAUACACAGUUAAAGCUGUGUUGAUUUUGGAUGGAGAAGGAAGAAGACUUUACUCGAAAUACUUCCAUCCACCACACGAAGAAAUUUCUGCAGAUUCUCUUGCAUCCAGCUUAAAGAAGCAAAAAGAGUUCGAAUCUAACCUAUUUGCUAAAACUCAUGGGCAGAAUUCAGACAUUAUGAUAUCAGACGAUCUAUUAGUUAUUUACAGAGAAUAUGUCGAUGUUUCGAUAUAUCUGAUCGGUGCAAUCGACGAAAACGAAAUUGUUUUGCAAGAAGCAUUCAACGGGUUCAAAGAUUCCCUAGAAUUGAUAUUGGAUACAGGUAUUGACAAGAGGAGUGUUCAGGAACAUUAUGACAUGGUGGUUCUAGCAAUUGAUGAAUUGAUUGAUGAUGGUAUUAUCUUAGAAACUGAUCCAGCCACAAUUGCCUCUAGAGUGACGAAACCGCCUUCAAAGGAUAUCCCAUUGAAUAUAGAAUUGAAUGAAAAGGGUUUGCUAAGCGCGUGGGGCUUUGCCAAGAGUAAAUUGGCUGAAAGAUUACAGCAGGGCUUGUAA
Kluyveromyces lactis is the source of this 570-nucleotide messenger RNA. It is a transcript of the gene RET3, whose product is annotated as coatomer subunit zeta. The record is from RefSeq and is a predicted model, not a curated record. Gene Ontology annotation, biological process: intracellular protein transport; intra-Golgi vesicle-mediated transport; retrograde vesicle-mediated transport, Golgi to endoplasmic reticulum. NCBI's taxonomy places the organism in Eukaryota, Fungi, Ascomycota, Saccharomycetes, Saccharomycetales, Saccharomycetaceae. The transcript has a single exon. Gene Ontology annotation, cellular component: COPI vesicle coat. The coding region runs from base 1 to 570 and encodes 189 amino acids.